Molecule: messenger RNA, 491 nt
Organism: Pelmatolapia mariae (spotted tilapia)
Lineage: Eukaryota; Metazoa; Chordata; Actinopteri; Cichliformes; Cichlidae
Product: neuropeptide B-like
Exons: 2
Coding region: 1-387 (128 amino acids)
Biological process (GO): feeding behavior; G protein-coupled receptor signaling pathway
Molecular function (GO): G protein-coupled receptor binding
Source: RefSeq, a predicted model, not a curated record
AUGAAGAGGUCUUCUAAACUCGCGCUCCCCAUUGUAGUCAUCUCAGUGCUGGUCGCUUGCAGUCCAACGGAGGCAUGGUACAAGCAGGUGGCCGGCCCAACCUACUACUCCGUAGGCAGGGCGUCCGGUUUGCUGUCCGGUAUCCGGAGAUCAGCUUUCGUGAGGAGAGAGGAGCCGCACCAUGCAGACACUGACGAGUCCGCAACAAACAACGUGUUCUCUGAGAUCCCGGCGUCCAGUUCCAUCUUGAAGACGAUGCCCGUUUGUAUAAAAGAUAUUACACCAAACCUGCAGAGCUGUGAACGCAUCCAGGACAUCAAGGCUUCAUUUCGGUGCAAAGCAGACGUCUUCCUCUCUCUGGACUCCUCAGAUUGUGAAGCAGACUAAGCAGCAAAGCCAACAGCUGGGAUAGAUGACCAAGCAUACUUCUUGAAGGACUGACAUUUUAAAACUGGACAUUUUAAUAAGUGUUGCACUAGAGACGCUACUCU